AUGCUGCUGAGUCGGAGCCACUCAUCACGGCUCUCUGCCACUGCAUUGAUUGCCAGAAGUGCCUUUACCUCCAACCUUAUGGUCCCCCGCAGCUCUUUCAGAGUAACUAAGGGUUCGCCCAAACAUUGCGACACAACCGGAGACUCGGGCAAAAACAACCGCCACUUCUUUUGUCCUGACUGCGGCUCAAGUCUUUACAGUCAGCCUGACAUCAUGCCUGACAUCACUACUAUUAAGGCGGGAACGCUGGAUAAUGGGGAGAAUGGACUUCGGGGGCGUGUUGAUGUCGAGGUUUAUGUUAAGGAUCGGGUGGGAUUUGUGUCGGGUGUUGAGGGGGCGAGGCAGGAGGACACUAUAUGA
Messenger RNA from Aspergillus chevalieri, 360 nucleotides. Its product is annotated as GFA family protein. The coding region runs from base 1 to 360 and encodes 119 amino acids. Gene Ontology annotation, molecular function: carbon-sulfur lyase activity. The transcript is spliced from 4 exons. Lineage: Eukaryota; Fungi; Ascomycota; Eurotiomycetes; Eurotiales; Aspergillaceae. The record is from RefSeq and is a predicted model, not a curated record.